This is a messenger RNA of Solenopsis invicta (red fire ant), 2142 nucleotides long. Its product is annotated as cytochrome P450 9e2. NCBI's taxonomy places the organism in Eukaryota, Metazoa, Arthropoda, Insecta, Hymenoptera, Formicidae. The record is from RefSeq and is a predicted model, not a curated record. The transcript has a single exon. The coding region runs from base 223 to 1752 and encodes 509 amino acids. Gene Ontology annotation, molecular function: iron ion binding; heme binding; oxidoreductase activity, acting on paired donors, with incorporation or reduction of molecular oxygen.
GAUUUGCGACGAGCAAAACAAGCAAAUUAAUCGAUGAGCUUAUAUAAACUCUUAUAUAAUUCUUGAAAACUUUUUGAACAGAAAGUACAUUAUGAGUCAUAGCGCUGCUGCGUACGAUCAGUCGUCUAUUACUGUCCGAGCCAGCAGUAUCGUCAGAGUUCUUCAGUCGAUCACAUCUCAUCAAACGUUUACAAAGAUAAAGAGUUUCGAACAACAUUUGCCAUGGAAUAUUGGUCGAUAGUGAUAUCAAUAGUGAUCGGUGUGUUCAGCAUUCAUUAUCUUUUUAGACAUUUUAAUUUCUUUAAAAGAAAUGGUAUUAUACAUGUACCGUCUAUUCCAAUACUUGGAUCCAUGACAUCGGUUAUGUUUCGUCGAAUAACAAUCUUCGAUUUUGUCCUCAAGAUAUACGAUUUCUAUUCAGACGCAAAGUAUUUUGGAUUCUAUUUUACGACAACACCAAUCUUUUUUCUUCGCGAUCCGGAACUCAUCAAGUCAAUUCUUGUUAAGAAUUUCGAGGCAUUUCCAGAUCGUCGUGGCUUCUCCGACUUGAAUGAUCCUUUAUUUGAAAAAAAUUUGUUUUCACUUCGCGGAGAAAAAUGGCGGAACGUGAGAACUAUGUUGAGUCCAUCUUUCACGUCCAGCAAAAUGAAAAUGAUGUUUACAUUGAUGUCGAAUUGUGCUGAAAAUUUUGCUAAAUUUCUAUCGACAGAGAAUAAAGGUGAGAUCGAUAUGAAAGACGCCUUCUCUAAAUAUACGACCGACGUAAUCGCCACAUGUGCCUUUGGAAUCGAAAUCGAUUCUAUGAAAGAUCCGACAAACACUUUCUACGUCUUUGGCCAGGAAACGACUAAAUUCUUAAAAGGAAAGGCCGAUUACAAGUUUAUAUUGUUCAAUGUUGCUCCGCGUCUUGCGAAACUUCUUAAUAUAAAGCUUAUAGACGAUUACGUAUCGAAAUACUUUAACGAUAUUAUAAGGUCUACAAUCGCUACUCGUGAUGCGAAGAACAUUACACGCCCGGAUAUGCUGCAAUUAAUGAUGAAUACCAGAGGCAAGGAAGAUGGCAAAGAACUGGACAUCGACGAUAUGACUGCACAAGCGUUCGUCUUCUUUCUCGGUGGUUUCGAAACCACCUCGACCGUGAUGUGCUUCGCUGCUCAUGAAAUAGCAGCCAACCCAGAAGUUCAAACCAAAUUGCAACAAGAGAUCGACAGGGUUUUGGAAGAUUCGAACGGAGAAGUGUCUUAUGAAGCUAUUAACCGGCUCGAGUAUUUAGAUGCGGUAAUAAAUGAGGCUCUCAGAUUACAUCCACCGGUUGUCGCCUUAGAAAGGAUAUGCGACAAACCUUAUGAAUUUCCACCAGCAUUACCAGGAGGAAAACCAUUUGUUAUGAAGAAGGGUGCGCUUCUUUGGAUUCCGGUUUAUGCAAUACAACGUGAUAAAAAGUACUACGACAAUCCGGAGAAAUUUUAUCCGGAUAGAUUUUUAGAUAACAAUACGUACCAUAAUUCCCCGUGUUACUUGCCAUUCGGUUUAGGACCAAGAAUGUGUAUAGCUAAUAGGUUUGGCUUGUUAGAAGUUAAAGUCCUGCUGUUUUACUUACUAGCGCGAUGUGAGCUGAAACCUAACGCGAAAACUCCAUCCCCAAUAAAACUUCGCAAAAGUUUCACAAUGAUACCGGAAAAUGGAUUCUGGUUGAAUAUUCAGCCUAGAAAAUGUGUGCAUCCUGUUUCAAAGUCUGCAAUAGUGAUUUAAAUCUGAGAAUACAUUUCAAAUUAUACUAUAGUGGCUAAAUCUAAGAAAACGCUUUAAAUUUUAAUAAUGAAAAGUUAUGUUUGUAAUAUUGUAAAAUUACUAUUACGUCGUUUUAUAUCAAUAUAUCAUUGUAUCAUUGUAUUAAGCUUUGAUGAAAAAUUUUGAUUUUUUAUAUUAUAUUUUGUGAAUUUUAAUAAUUGAUUAUUGUUAGAAGUGUUAAAAUGUUAUGAAAGUAAAAUUGAGACUGUUUGUGACAAAUCCCAUUUAUGUGAGCGAAUCUACUUUCACCGUGCCGCAUUUUUUAAUUUAUUGAUAUACAGGUAUAUAGUAAAUAUAGUAAAGAUUUUUGUAACAAAAAGAGUAAUAAUGAAAUUAAAUGUAUAGAGUCUG